This is a messenger RNA of Radiomyces spectabilis, 404 nucleotides long. RefSeq lists its product as uncharacterized. Gene Ontology annotation, cellular component: membrane. NCBI's taxonomy places the organism in Eukaryota, Fungi, Mucoromycota, Mucoromycetes, Mucorales, Radiomycetaceae. The record is from RefSeq and is a predicted model, not a curated record. The transcript is spliced from 3 exons. Bases 68 to 316 code for a protein of 82 amino acids.
AUUUUCUCUCUUUCUCUGUUUUUCUUUGUUCUCCAUCUUUUUGAUUACACUUUUUACUCUUUAAACCAUGGUUGGCGAUUGUUGUCUUAUUUUCAUCAUCAUCUUGUUGCCUCCUCUCGGCGUAUUCCUCAUGAAAGGAUGCACCGCUGAUUUCUGGAUCAAUAUUUGUUUGACCAUCCUCGGUUAUCUUCCAGGCCAUUUGCACGCUUUCUAUGUCAUGAUCAAGAAACGAGAACAACAAACCCCGUACGUCGCUGGCGGUGGCUAUACGGCUCCUCCUCCUGGUCAGGGCUAUGGUGCUGUGCCCCCGGCAUAAAGCCGAGACCCAUUGGCUCAUGUGUUUCAAAGACAUUUCUUAUACCUUUAAGAAUAUUGAUAUUUUAAUAAAUAAGUAUAUAAUGCAG